Molecule: messenger RNA, 1215 nt
Organism: Aethalodelphis obliquidens (Pacific white-sided dolphin)
Lineage: Eukaryota; Metazoa; Chordata; Mammalia; Artiodactyla; Delphinidae
Gene: DNAJC12
Product: DnaJ heat shock protein family (Hsp40) member C12
Exons: 5
Coding region: 152-748 (198 amino acids)
Cellular component (GO): cytoplasm
Source: RefSeq, a predicted model, not a curated record
UCUGGUGUGUUGACUGUGGGCAGACUUAAAUCUAGUUAUUGUCGUUUGGAACGCGCAGCUGUAAACCAGACCUCAUAGGGCUUUUCCUGUUAAUUCGCAGUUCAUUGUGCCUCUUGUUUCAGAGGGAAGAAAAGCUGAUUUAGUAAUCUAAAUGGACGCGAUACUGAAUUACAGGUUGGAAGAUAGUGAAGAUUACUACACGUUACUGGGAUGUGAUGAACUGUCUUCGGCUGAACAAAUCCUGGCAGAAUUUAAGGUCAGGGCCCUGGAAUGUCACCCUGACAAGCAUCCUGAAAACUCCAAAGCUGUGGAGACUUUUCAGAAACUGCAGAAGGCAAAGGAGAUUUUGACUAAUGGAGCAAGUCGAGCCCGCUAUGACCACUGGCGAAGGAGCCAGAUAUCGAUGCCAUUUCAGCAGUGGGAAGCUUUGAGUGACUCGGUGAAAACGUCAAUGCACUGGGCUACCAGAGGUAAAAAAGAUCUGAUGUUGGAAGAAUCUGACCAGACUCACACCGAUAAAACUGAAAAUGAGGAAUGGAAUGAGCAAAAAGAGAUAAAGAAUGAGGAGUUCGGUCCAACCACAGAGAAAAUGGAGCAAAAAGAAUCCAAAUCCAUGGAGAAGUCAUUCUCCUCACAAAAUCCAGAUUCUCCAGGUUUUUCAGAUGUGAACUGUUGGCACCUUCGUUUCCGCUGGUCUGGGGAUGCUCCUUCAGAACUCCUGAGGAAAUUCAGAAACUAUGAAAUAUGAAAUGUCCCUGCUCCACAGUGGGGAGAAGGAGAGGGAGGGAGGGAGAGAGACAGAGAGAGAGAGAGAGAGAUCAUUCCCUGCGCUGCCAACAUACAGCCUUUGUUCAAAUCUUAAAAAUGUCAUGUUUGUGAAUUGCUGAGUACAAAUUAAUUCCUCCAUCCUUGAUCCUGUUCUCUCAAUAUGUUUUCUAAACAAGAAAAUUUUCAGACUAGUUUCUUUCAAUAUUUGAGUAAAUUACGGCUCUUAGAUCCAGAGUAGAUUGUAUUAUGUGCGUUUUCCUGUUAAUGUUAUUUAUAGAAAUCCAUUAAAAAUCGAUCUCUAUAUUUAAAUAUUUUAUUGAUAUACCAUGAUCUUUAUGAGUGCUAGAUGUACAAGAAAUGUUUUCUGACUCUGGAUUUAAAAUGAAAUGUGAAAUUACUUGUCUAAACUCCAUUGAAUAAAAUAAAUAAUUUUCCCAAACUUCAUAA